Messenger RNA from Diospyros lotus (date-plum), 1344 nucleotides. Its product is annotated as cycloeucalenol cycloisomerase. Gene Ontology annotation, molecular function: cycloeucalenol cycloisomerase activity. The record is from RefSeq and is a predicted model, not a curated record. The transcript has 8 exons. Lineage: Eukaryota; Viridiplantae; Streptophyta; Magnoliopsida; Ericales; Ebenaceae. The coding region runs from base 135 to 1007 and encodes 290 amino acids.
GUGCCUCGCUCCGCAUAAAACCAAGAGUUCACCAGCCUCCGAACCAAUAAUGUUCAGUCAACAGCCACUCCACACUCGAAACCCAGAUCAUAGAUUCAGUGAUCGGCGCCAUCUAGUCUUGAGAUCCAAUCAAAAUGGGCGGUAAGGGAGUCAAUUAUGAUUCUUCAAGUUCGAAUCUUUGGCUGUCCUCAAAUCCAAGCAAGAGGUGGGGCGAAUUGUUCUUCCUUCUCUACACUCCCUUCUGGCUCACCCUCUGCCUCGGCAUUGUCAUCCCUUACAAGCUCUACGAGAGCUUUACAGAAUUGGAGUAUUUGCUUUUGGGAUUGGUUUCAGCUGUGCCUUCUUUCUUGAUACCAACGCUAGUUGUUGGAAAGGCUGAUAGCAGUUUAUGUUGGAAGGAUCGCUACUGGGUGAAGGCCAGUAUCUGGAUAAUAAUCUUCAGCUAUGUAGGGAAUUAUUUUUGGACCCAUUAUUUCUUCACAGUUUUAGGAGCUUCAUAUACCUUCCCAUCAUGGAAGAUGAAUAAUGUACCACAUACAACUUUUCUUCUCACUCAUGUGUGCUUCCUAUUUUAUCAUGUAACAUCAAACAUAACACUUCGCAGACUACAGCAUUUUGUUGCUGACUUUCCAGAGAAAAGCCAGUGGGUUAUCAAGGCAGCUUGGAUCUUCUCUCUUUCUUAUUUCAUAGCUUACUUGGAGACAUUAGCUAUUUCCAAUUUCCCUUAUUAUGAAUUUGUGGACCGAGCAUCCAUGUAUAAAGUUGGCUCCUUGUUUUAUGCAAUUUAUUUCUUCGUAAGCUUCCCCAUGUUUUUGAGGAUUGACGAGAAACCUGGCGAUCCAUGGGACAUACCCAGAGUGGCCGUUGAUGCGUUGGGUGCUGCGAUGCUUGUAACUAUAAUCCUCGACUUAUGGCGCAUCUUUCUUGGACCCAUCAUUCCCAUUCCAGAUACAAAACAAUGCCUUCAACCAGGACUGCCAUGGUUUCCUGGACAUAUUCAGGCUUGAGCCGACUGCGGCAGAACAAGGACAUACGUAGAGGACCACAGUGUCGCUGCAACCGGAUUCUGCAUUUUCUGUUGUUCGCCUUGUAAGGUUAGCUGUAUUAGAUUAGGUCAUUGUUGUAGCUGUACACUUUCAAAUUCACCAAGGGUUUCCAUUGUGCCUUUCUGUCCGAACAGAUAGGAUAAUAGAUACCAUUGUGAUCGUCUCCCUACAACUUGGUUUUGUAUCCUUAUACUUGAUGAUCAUGAACUUGCUGCCACUGAUGAUCCCUCAAAUGGUAAAUACCAUACCAUACCAAUUUGGCAAAAGGAAAUAAGAGAGUGAUUUAGACAGAAAAUAA